AUGAUUGAGAUCGAGAUGGGCUCAAGACAUGCUACAGGCGUGGCUGAUAUAACAGUGGCCUCGAUCCAGAGUAUCAUGUCUGGAGAUCGUCUCGGCAAGUUUGACCCGAAUCGAUUCAAGCUUUUGCUCGUAGACGAGGCCCAUCACAUAGUCGCUACAAGGUAUCUCGACGUUCUCAAGCAUUUCAGACUGGACGAGGAAUCACAAAAGAUCCCCAAUAACAAUUGCCCUGCUCUGGUUGGUGUUUCUGCAACCUUCUCCCGACACGAUGGUCUUCGGCUAGGCGCUGCAAUCGAUCAGAUUGUCUACCACAAAGACUAUCUGGAUAUGAUCGAGGGCGAGUGGCUAUCUACUGCUUCUUUCACUACGGUACAAUCUGGAGCAGAUCUCAGCAAAGUAAGAUCGCUUGGGAAGCAAGGAGAUUUUCAAACUGGUGGCCUGUCAAAAGCUGUUAACAACGACGAAACAAACCAAAUCACCGUUCAAGCAUGGCUUGCGCAAGCUCAGGACAGAAAGGCUACUCUGGUCUUUUGUGUAGACUUGGCACACGUAUCGAGUCUGACAGCAAUGUUUCGUCGCUUUGGUAUUGAUGCGAGAUUCAUCACUAGUGACACGCCGAAGCAGAUUAGGACCGAGCGUUUGGAUGCUUUCAAGAAUGGAGAGUUUGCCGUCUUACUGAACUGCGGCAUCUUCACAGAAGGUACUGAUAUACCAAACAUCGACUGUGUACUACUAGCUCGACCUACAAAGUCACGUAACCUCUUGGUUCAGAUGAUUGGUCGAGGUUUGCGACUGCAUCCAGGUAAAGAGGGCUGCCAUGUCAUUGACAUGGUGGCGUCCCUGGAAACAGGAAUUGUGACUACGCCAACCUUGUUCGGUCUUGAUCCUUCUGAAUUGGUAGAUCAUGCAGAUGUCACGUCCAUGACCUCAACACGAGAAAAACGUGAGAGGGAGAAGCAACGCGAAGAGGAAGCCUCUUCAGCUAUGGGUCAACUCUCUGCCCUGGAUGGGAGUAUGAAGAGUCUGGCCGGUAACAUCACCUUUACCCAUUAUGACUCGGUCAACGAUCUGGUGGAGGACACUCGAGGUGACGUCUACAUAAGGCGAAUCAGUCAAUUCGCAUGGGUUCAAAUCGACACUGAUCGAUACAUUUUGUCAAGUGGUAGUGGUGAUACGUUGAAGAUUCACCGGGACGAUACCACUGACGAACGACCAUGGAUUGUCACCAGUGUUGCAAAGCUGCCAGCAGGCUUCUCCGGUAAAAGCCCCUAUGCAAGACCUCGAGAAUUGGCCAAGGUACAUGAAUUUGAAGAAGCUAUUCACGCCGCCGACAGCUAUGCAGGCAAACACUGUCCUUUCAGGAACAUCGCUACGAGUGCACCGUGGCGCAAAUACCCUCCAACACCAGCACAGCUAGCUAGACUCAACCAGUCUCGCUCUGAAGGUCAACAACUUACGUCUGCAGAUACCACCAAAGGCAAAGCGGCAGACAUGAUAACAAAGAUGAUUCACGGCGCUAAAGGACGAUUCGACAAGCUGAACCAGGUUCGACGCAAGAUGGAACAAGAGAAGCAGAAGCAGCAGCAGCUUCAAGAAAGAAUGUCCAGACAUCAGAUACAAGUCGGCCCUGUGCGAUGA
This is a messenger RNA of Aureobasidium musti, 1638 nucleotides long. Lineage: Eukaryota; Fungi; Ascomycota; Dothideomycetes; Dothideales; Saccotheciaceae. The record is from the annotation of a GenBank genome assembly.